UGCUCUGGUACGGGUCCCGGGCAGGAGUCGCUGUUGUCAGCCUGACGGUGACAAACGGGAAGCCGCCGAGGCUGCGGGGCCGUAGAAAUGAACAGAAAGCGCAACAAAGCGAAGGUCAGCCAUAUUGCGCGACUCCAGCAGAGCGAGGGGAGUUUCCGCGGCUGCUCGUCAACACCGACGCCGCUAAAACCAUACCUGCCCUGCGGAAGGUGGUGCAGACAGAUUUCUGCCUGAAGUAUCGAACGACAGUUUUCCGGACCUUUGUACGACUUUGAGAACGGACCCAAAAUGCCCAAACCAGUCAACGUGCGCGUCACCACCAUGGACGCCGAGCUGGAGUUCGCCGUGCAGCCCAGCACCACCGGCAAACAGCUGUUCGACCAGGUGGUGAAGACCAUCGGCCUACGGGAGGUGUGGUAUUUCGGGCUGCAGUACACCGACAGCAAGAACUACCUAACCUGGCUCAAACUGGAUAAGAAGGUCUCAUCCCAGGACGUGAAGAAGGAGAACCCACUGCAGUUUAAGUUCCGGGCCAAGUUCUUCCCGGAGGACGUGUCGGAGGAGCUGAUCCAGGAGGUGACGCAGAAGCUGUUCUUCCUGCAGGUGAAGGAGGGCAUCCUGAGCGACGAGGUCUACUGCCCCCCGGAGACAGCCGUCCUGCUCGCCUCCUACGCCGUGCAGGCCAAGUUCGGCGACUUCUCCCGGGACGUCCACCGCACUGGAUACCUGACCUCCGACCGCCUGCUCCCUCAGCGGGUGCUGGAGCAGCACAACCUCUCCCGGGACCAGUGGGAGGAGCGGAUUCAGGUUUGGCACGAGGAGCACCACGGGAUGCUCAAAGAGGAUGCCAUGGUGGAGUACCUGAAGAUCGCGCAGGACCUGGAGAUGUACGGGGUGAACUACUUCGACAUCAAGAACAAGAAGGGGACGGAGCUGUGGCUGGGCGUGGACGCGCUGGGGCUGAACAUCUACGAGAAGGAGGACAAACUGACCCCAAAGAUCGGCUUCCCCUGGAGUGAAAUCAGGAACAUUUCCUUCAACGACAAGAAGUUCAUCAUCAAGCCCAUCGACAAGAAGGCUCCGGACUUCCUGUUCUACGCGCCGCGCCUGCGCAUUAAUAAGCGGGUGCUGCAGCUCUGCAUGGGGAACCACGAGCUGUACAUGCGCCGCAGGAAGCCCGACACCAUCGAGGUGCAGCAGAUGAAGGCUCAGGCGCGGGAUGAGAAGCACCAGAAACAGCUGGAGAGAGCCCAGCUGGAGAACGAGAAGAAGAAAAGAGAGGCGAUAGAGAAAGAGAAGGAGCAGAUGGAGAGAGAGAAGCAGGAGCUGAUGAUGAGGCUGUACCAGUUCGAGGAGAAGACCAAGAAAGCGGAGAAAGACCUGCAGGAGCAGAUGCACCGGGCCGUGGUGCUGGACCAGGAGAGGAGGAGGGCGGAGGAGGACGCAGCUCGGCUGGAGGCGGAGCGUCAGGCUGCUCUGCUGGCCAAAGAAGAGCUGGCCAGACAGGCGGCGGACCAGCUGAAGAGCCAGGAGCAGCUGGCUGCAGAGCUAGCGGAGCACACUGCUAGGAUCGCCCUGCUGGAGGAUGCAAAGAAGCGCAAGGAGGAGGAGGCGUACACCUGGCAGCACAGGGCCCAGGAGGCCCAGGAGGACCUGGUGAAGACCAAGGAGGAGCUGCACAUGGUGAUGACGGUCCCGCCCCCACCCCCUCCUCCCCCCAUGUACGACCACCUGGAUGACCAGGAUGACAGCGAAGAGAAUAACAGCACGUACAGCGCGGACCUGCAGAACGAGGGCAUCAACGACCACCGCAACGAGGAGGACCGCCUGACUGAGGCCGAGAAGAACCAGCGCGUGCAGAAGCAGCUGAUGGCGCUGAGCUCAGAGCUGGCCCAGGCCAGGGAUGAGAGUAAGAAGACGCAGAACGACCUCUUGCACACGGAGAACGUGCGCGCCGGGCGGGACAAGUACAAGACCCUGCGGCAGAUCCGCCAGGGCAACACCAAGCAGAGGAUCGACGAGUUCGAGGCCUUGUAAUGCUGCUGCCGUCGGCCCCGCCCUUUCUGAGUGGUCACUGCGGGAAUGUCCUCUGAAUUUACCCUGCCCCGCCCACAUGCCCCGCCCACACGCCCCACCCUGCCCCGCCCACAUGCCCCCCCUGA
Anguilla anguilla (European eel) is the source of this 2162-nucleotide messenger RNA. It is a transcript of the gene ezrb, whose product is annotated as ezrin b. The record is from RefSeq and is a predicted model, not a curated record. Bases 289 to 2037 code for a protein of 582 amino acids. Gene Ontology annotation, molecular function: actin binding; cell adhesion molecule binding. The transcript is spliced from 14 exons. Gene Ontology annotation, biological process: positive regulation of protein localization to early endosome; regulation of organelle assembly; positive regulation of early endosome to late endosome transport. Gene Ontology annotation, cellular component: microvillus; plasma membrane; cytoskeleton. NCBI's taxonomy places the organism in Eukaryota, Metazoa, Chordata, Actinopteri, Anguilliformes, Anguillidae.